Ichthyophthirius multifiliis is the source of this 1296-nucleotide messenger RNA. RefSeq names its product protein kinase domain protein. The record is from RefSeq and is a predicted model, not a curated record. Gene Ontology annotation, molecular function: ATP binding; protein kinase activity. Lineage: Eukaryota; Ciliophora; Oligohymenophorea; Hymenostomatida. Gene Ontology annotation, biological process: protein phosphorylation. The transcript is spliced from 5 exons.
AUGAAACCUCCUAAUACAAUGGAUAAAAAAGACUACAAAAAAAUAAAACUACUUGGUGAAGGUUCUUAUGGCAAAGCAUAUUUAGUCGAACGUAUAAUCGAUAAUUAAUUAUGUGUAAUAAAAUAAAUUGAUAUUUCCCAUAUGACCGACUAAGAGAAAUGCGAUGCAAUAAACGAGGCAAACAUAUUAUAAAUAUUAAAUCAUCAUAAUAUAAUAAAAUACCACGAAUAAUUUAAGACUAAAAAAAAUAAAUUAUGUAUAGUAAUGGAUUAUGCUGAGGGUGGAGAUUUAUCUCAAAUAAUCUAAAAAUAAUAAAUUAUAAAAGAAGAGUAAAUUAUAGAUUGGUUAACUUAAAUUUGCUGUGCAUUAAAUUUAGUUCAUUCCAAAAAUAUUAUCCAUAGAGAUAUUAAAUCAUAAAAUAUUUUCCUUACUUAAAAUAAAAUUAUUAAACUUGCUGAUUUUGGUAUUGCAAAAAUACUAUCAUGUACACGUGAUAAAGCAAAAACCUUUAUAGGUACACCCUAUUAUUUAGCCCCUGAAUUAAUCCAAAACAAACCCUAUACUACUAAGGUUGAUAUUUGGUCUUUGGGGGUCCUUAUAUACGAACUUUGUGCUUUAAAGCAGCCUUUUGAUGCGGGAAAUAUGCAUGCUCUGGUACUUAAAAUUAUAAAAGGGGUUUAUAACCCAAUACCUGGUGGAAAUUUAAAAAAUGAAGAAAGAAAUAAAGACCCUCCUUUAGAUAAUUUCAAUGAUUAAUUUUUCAUUAUUAAUAAAAAAGAAAACGAAUAAUAACCUUCCCCUCCUUUUAAUUUCGAAAAAAAAAAAAACGCACUUGAAAAAAUAAACCCUGUAAAUAAUUUCGUUUUGUAAUAAUAAACACCGCCUUUUGUUCGUCCUAAUAAUAAUGUGAGAAUAGGGAGCCCUAAUACACGUCUUCCUUAAUUAAAUUUUUAACCUCCUCAACCUAUUAUUCCUCCUUUGGAUAAAAAUAAAUUAUUCAAUGAAGGAUAAAAAAAAGAAGUCAAAGAUGUUAAAAGAAUGUUAAUUGAAUUCAAUGAAAUGAAUCUUAAAAAAUAUUUAGAAAAAGAAAUAGGAACUAUGCAUUUUUCAAAAGCUUAUAAAUUAGCACUUUCAGCUUUUGAGAAAUAGGAAGAUUUUUCAGAAAAUAGCCCAUUCUUUUAUUAAUUCUAAAAUAUGUUUCCUACCCUUAAUUAAAAAUAUAUUUCUAAAUAUUCUACUUUAUUAUAUACCUUAGUUAUGAUUGAAAAAACUUAAGUUGCUAUAAAUAAUAACUGA